AUGUACUUUGGUUUGAACACCAAAGAUGUGAAAAAACUUGCUUAUGAAUUUGCAUUAAAAUUAGAUUUAAAAAUACCACCUAGUUGGACCAAACAUGAAUUUGCAGGUGAUGUUURGUUUUCUAGUUUUUUAAAACGCAACAAUACAUUAUCCGUAAGAAAAUCAGAGGCUACAAGUUUAGCUAGGGCAAUGAAUUUCAACCCAGUAAAUGUUAAAAAAUUUAUGGAUAAAUAUGAUUCAGUUCUUGUCAAAUAUAAGUUGGAAGCACAUCAGAUAUAUAACUUAGAUGAAACUGGGAUAACUACUGUGCAAAAUCCUGAUAAUUUUAUUAGAGGARGACUACCAGGGUGUAUARGCACAUCAAAUAAAUCAGGGUGGAUGCAAGGAGACCAAUUCUUAGAAGUUAUGCAACAUYUUGUCAACUAUGUAAGACCCACACCAGAAAAAAAGGUGCCRAUACUACUAGAUAACCACGAAUCACAUUUAUAUCUACCAGUAAUUGAUUAUUGUAGAAAAAAUGGUGUUGUGUUGUUUUCAUUUCCCCCUCAUUGCUCCCACAAACUUUAA
Diuraphis noxia (Russian wheat aphid) is the source of this 567-nucleotide messenger RNA. RefSeq lists its product as uncharacterized. The record is from RefSeq and is a predicted model, not a curated record. NCBI's taxonomy places the organism in Eukaryota, Metazoa, Arthropoda, Insecta, Hemiptera, Aphididae.